CUCUACACUCCACGCUUCCACGAUCACUACCACCACUAUGGCCGACGCCGGUGCGCCACCCGAGAUGUCCAAGCGGGCCGCCGAAAAGGCCCGCAAGAAGGCUGAAGCCGCCGCCAAGAAAGCCGCCCAGAAAUCUGAAGCUGCCCUCAGACCCAAGCCCGCUGCCUCCUCCACCCCCGCCAACAUUUUCGAGGAAGGCUGGUUGAAGCGCGUCUACAACGAGAAGCCCGUCAAGGAGGUCCGCACUCGUUUUCCGCCCGAGCCCAAUGGUUACCUGCACAUCGGUCACGCCAAGGCCAUCGCGGUCAACUUUGGAUUCGCAAAGAACUACGAUGGCAUCUGCAUACUUCGCUUCGAUGAUACCAACCCCGCCAAGGAGGAGGAAAAAUACUUCACCUCGAUCAAGGAAAUGGUGUCUUGGUUGGGCUUCAGCCCUCACCAGAUCACCCACAGCAGCGACAACUUCGACAAGCUGUACGAACUGGCCGAGGAGAUGAUCAAGAAGGACAAGGGUUACGUGUGUCACUGCACCAAGGAGGAGGUCAACCGCCAACGCGGCGAAAACAAAGGCGGCGAACGCUUCGCCUGCUCCCACCGUGACAGGCCGAUCGAAGAAUCUCUCACGGAAUUCCGUGCCAUGCGCGACGGGAAAUACAAGGCCGGUGAGGCGCUUCUGCGGAUGAAGCAGAGCUUGGUGGAUCAAAAUGAAGGCAAUCCUCAGAUGUGGGAUUUGGCAGCGUAUCGCGUUGUCGAGAAGAACCACCACCACCGUACGGGCGGCAAGUGGAAGAUCUAUCCUACCUAUGACUUCACUCACUGCAUUUGCGAUGCUCUCGAGAACAUCUCGCACUCGCUGUGUACUACCGAGUUUCAGCAGUCGCGCAUUUCCUACGACUGGCUGCUGGAGAUUUUGGACAUGAAGGUUCCAAAGUCGGAAGAGAAGGGUCCGAUGCAGAGAGAAUAUGGCCGUCUCAACGUUGAGGGCACCAUCCUCUCCAAGCGCCGCAUCGCCAUGCUCGUUGAGGGAUGCACUGUGGAGACAAAGAACGCCGAUGGUACCACAUCCACCAAGACCAUCCCCCCUGCUGUCCGUGGCUGGGAUGACCCGCGUCUCUACACUCUCGUUGCUCUCCGUCGUCGCGGUAUCCCCGCCCAGGCCCUCCUCAGUUUCGUCCAGGAACUCGGUGUUACCGACGCUCUCACUAGCAUCCAGACUGUGCGUCUUGAGAACACUGUGCGCAAGUACCUCGAGCGUAAUGUUCCGCGUCUUUCCCUUAUCCUCGACCCGAUCAGGAUUGUCGUUGAGGACCUGCCCGAAGACCAAGCCGGCGAGCUUUCGGUGCCCUUCGACCCGAAGAAGCCCGAGGGCGAUAAGCGCACCGUUACGUACUCGUCCACCGUUUACAUCGACCGCUCCGACUUCCGGGAAGAGGAUGACCCCAACUUCUUCCGUCUCGCACCAGGUAAGACGGUCGGUCUCCUCAACCUUCCCUUCGCUGUACGCGCCACCACCUUCACCAAGGAUGCCGAGGGCAAGGUCACGGAGAUCCGCGCCACCAAGGUUGAGGGCGAAAAGCCCAAGGCCUACAUCCACUGGGUUGACGCGCGCCCGGGUUUCCACCACACGGUCGUCGCGCGCGAGUACAACGCGAUUUUCAAGGCCGAGGAGCCCAACGGCCUGGACUGGAAGAAUGGCGGCUACGCUGACGAUUUGAACCCUAACAGCGAGGUCCUACACAAGGGCGCUGUUGUCGAGAAGGGCCUGGACGUCUUGACGGCCAAGCAGGACACGAAGCCUGCGGGCGGCAGUGACGCGCUGGUCAGGUUCCAGGCUAUGCGCACGGCAUACUUCUGCAUUGACCCUGAGAGGGAGGGUGACAACGUCGUAUUGAACCGCAUCGUGACGCUUAAGGAGGACAAGGACAAAUAAAUAGGGUUGAGCCUGCAUCACCGGCCCAUUGUUUGUUUUACUUGCUUUAUAUACUCCAUUGCCAUGCGUGAAGAGUAGUCAGUUUAGAAUAGACAUGAUGAAAAUGAAGAUAUCUUGGUUUGUUCCAGAC
This is a messenger RNA of Aplosporella prunicola CBS 121167, 2060 nucleotides long. RefSeq lists its product as uncharacterized. The record is from RefSeq and is a predicted model, not a curated record. Bases 38 to 1930 code for a protein of 630 amino acids. Gene Ontology annotation, molecular function: glutamine-tRNA ligase activity; ATP binding. NCBI's taxonomy places the organism in Eukaryota, Fungi, Ascomycota, Dothideomycetes, Botryosphaeriales, Aplosporellaceae. Gene Ontology annotation, cellular component: cytosol; cytoplasm. Gene Ontology annotation, biological process: translation; glutaminyl-tRNA aminoacylation. The transcript has 3 exons.